AUGUCCGCUUUGACAGCCUUCGAAUUUUUUUUCAUCGAGGUCCCAAUAAUCGUCUUUUCGAUGGUCUUUUUCACGUUUACGGUUACAGCUGUCCUAUUUUGGACUAUCAUAUGGUUUUUGAUCAUUAGCCCGCCAGCAACCUCUAAUUUGAACAAUUCUAUAGAGAAAUUUCCCCUAGACGGCCUCGACAUCUCCCUAGUUUCAGAUGAAACCUUGAUUAAACUCUUUAAAACAGCGCCUGUUCUUCAUGGCUACCAAGGAACACGAAUUGCGCGCUUAUCAGAAUCGUCGAUCCUUAAAGGUGGGAGUGGUUCAUCACCGUGUGAAGCCAGAAUCCUUGAGAUCAUCGCUAAGGCUGAACCAUCAAUCCGAGUACCUACUAUCCAUCGCGUGUUGAAGAUCAAAGAAUGCUUCUAUGGUUAUAAAUGCCUGAUUUGGAUGGACUUUGUAAGCGGGAGACUGGUCCAGGAUUGCUGGGAAGACCUAAGUCGGCGUGAACGUAAGGAUAUCGCCUCUCAAGUGGCCACGAGUCUCAACAUAUUACACUCCAUCUCGCUACCAGAUCAGAUACCAGGACCUAUUUUGCCCGGCCCAAUAGGUCCUUAUACAUGUUUUGCCCGUGGUACGUUUUUUACCGAUGCAGGGGAUGGCCCAUUUAACUCAACAGAGCACCUUGAGGCCUGGUUUAAUCGAAGACUUAAGAUCACCCAGAAUUUCAAGCAAGCACCUACCGACUCUCCACAAUUUCGUUUUAAUAAACUGGUUCUAACAAAUUUCGAUAUUGCGCCUCGCAACCUGAUUCUUGAUUUGAAUGGAAAAGUCCGGCUUAUUGACUGGGGAUUUUCUGGGAUAUAUCCAGAAGGAUUUGAUUUUGAAGAGAUCUCUAUACGGAGAUCUCACGCACCAGAGUUUCUGGAUAUGGUUUUGGAACUAAUUCCUGGGUAUGAAGAUUUGUCGAAGCAAAUGCGAACGAUUCAAUACGCCUUGACUACCGCUCAAUGGGUUGAUUAUGAUUGGACGAGGGAAUAG
Messenger RNA from Penicillium taxi, 1029 nucleotides. RefSeq names its product Aminoglycoside phosphotransferase. The record is from RefSeq and is a predicted model, not a curated record. The transcript is spliced from 2 exons. Bases 1 to 1029 code for a protein of 342 amino acids. NCBI's taxonomy places the organism in Eukaryota, Fungi, Ascomycota, Eurotiomycetes, Eurotiales, Aspergillaceae.